GGCCGUCCACCACGAGGGCUGGAUGGUGCGCUACGGCCGGCGCAAGAUCGGCCGGUCCUUCUUCCACACCAGAUACUUCGUGCUCGAGUCCAAGCUGCUCGCAUACUACAAGAAGAAGCCCAAGGACAGCAUGGUGCCGCUAAAGUCACUUCUAAUCGACGGGAAUUGCAGGGUGGAGGAUAGAGGACUGAAAACACAUCACGGGCAGAUGAUUUAUGUCCUUUGCGUUUAUAACAAGAAAGAAAAGGAGCACCAAAUCACGAUGGGUGCGUAUGACAUUGAAGACGCACUGGCUUGGAAAAAGAAGAUAGAGCAGAUAAUCGAUCAGCAGCAAGACUCUAUGGCAGACAAAAACCGUAAGGCCUUUGCUUCGAUGGACUUCGAUACGGAACUUGGAGGGCAGUUUGCAUUCUCAGAUCAUGACAGCGCAGCUGAAGAAGAAGAGGAGCGGCCCAUUUUGACUCGUAGGACGACUAUAGGGAAUGGUCCCCCCGAAUCGAUACGCGACUGGACCAAUGAGCCUGAUAUUGGGUCAAAUCAGAAUGAGCCGAGUCAAUUUUCUUCCAAGAAGAAUUGGCGGCUGCUUCGAUGCCAAAAUGGACUUCGCAUCUUCGAAGAACUUCUUGAAGUCGAUUACCUUGCAAGAAGCUGUAGCCGUGCUAUGAGGGCUGUCGGGGUAGUGGAAGCAACAUGUGAAGCUAUUUUUGGUCUAGUGAUGAGCAUGGACGUGACAAGAUAUGAGUGGGACUGUAGCUUUCGCUACGGAAGUUUAGUUGAAGAGGUGGAUGGCCACACUGCAAUAAUCUAUCACAAGUUGCAGCUGCACUGGUGUCCAAUGCUAGUUUGGCCCAGGGAUCUUUGUUAUGUCCGCUACUGGCGGCGGAAUGAUGAUGGAAGCUAUGUUGUUCUGUUUCGAUCUGUCGACCAUCCUAACUGUGGCCGGCAAAGAGGGUAUGUGAGGGCUUUCAUCGAAAGUGGUGGGUUCAAGAUUACUCCUCUCAAGUGUCGCAACGGACGGCCCCGUACCCAGGUCCAACACCUUAUGCAGAUUGAUCUGAAAGGAUGGUUCCUCAACUACUCCGCUUCCUUUCAGUACCAUACUUUGCUGCAAAUACAGAACUGUGUUGCCGGCCUGCGCGAGUACUUCUCACAGACAGAUGAAUGCCAUAUAGCUCCAAGGAUUCCUGUGAUGGAGAAAAUGUUCGAUCCAUCGGCAGAUCAGAAAAACCCGCAGCCUCGUGCAAUCGACAAGAUUAAACCAUUAGAUAAAGACCAAAAAGAUGGUAGAAACAUGUCAAUCAUCGAGGAAGAAUCCGAUGAGGACGAUGACUACCAAGUUCCUGAAGCUAACAUAGAGGAUGACUCCAACAAAUCUGACAACGACGCUAAGCCAGAAGAACCUCCAGAAAAGAUUGAUUUAUCGUGCUUUUCGGGCGUCCUUCAUCGUGAUCCGGAUGAGAAAACCCGCAACUGUUGGACAGUACCUGAUAGCACCCUCUUUAAAGUUCGCAGCAAGAACUUCCCCACUGAUAAAUCGAAGAUACCUGCAGCAAGUUACCUCAUGGAGCUCGCUGCGAUCGACUGGUUUAAGGACACCAAGCGUAUGGACAAUGUUGGCAGGCAGAAAGGCUGUGUUGCUCAGCUUGCUGCUGAGAAAGGGAUGCACACAUUUGUUGCCAACAUACAAAUUCCUGGAUCGACCCAUUACAGCAUAGUGAUGUAUUUCGUCACAAAUACCAUGAAAAAGGGAUCGUUGCUGCAACGUUUCUUCGACGGUGAUGAUGAAUUCCGCAAUAGUAGACUGAAGCUUAUACCGGCCGUUCCGAAGGGUUCUUGGAUAGUGCGGCAAAGUGUCGGAAGCACCCCUUGUUUGCUGGGAAAGGCCGUCGACUGCAGCUACAUACGUGCCCCGGGGUACUUGGAAGUGGAUGUUGACAUCGGUUCUUCCGCGGUAGCCAAUGGGGUUCUGGGGCUGGUGUUUGGUGUUGUCACAACAUUGGUAGUUGACAUGGCCUUCCUAAUACAGGCGAACACGUACGAGGAGCUCCCGGAGCAGGUGAUCGGCGCUGCUCGGCUGGCUCACGUCGAACCAGCGGCAGCAAUAGUUCCUGACCUUGAUAAUACCAACAGCGACAGUAAAGAUAGCAACAACGACGACAACAUCACCAACAACAACAGCACUAACAACAACAACGCGACUUCCUCAGAGGACGAUUCGUCCAAGAAAACCAACUGAUUCCGUCGGUGUGCGUGCGUGAAGAUUAAUUUGUUGAUUCUUUUUCGUUUCUUCUUUCCUCUUCCAUUAGUCACUCGAGCACUGCACCAACUCGCAGCCCGGUCUUGAGUUCAGAACCUGAGGCAGUGUUGAUUUUGUUCAUUCUUUUAUUCGUUACAAUUCAUUUUUUCUUUUCAACUUCAUUUUCGGUGUCUGGAAGCACUUGGAUGUAAAUUACGCGCGCGCAGAAUCCAGAUUGAUAUACGCGCUCCGCUUCCUUACACUUUUACAAGGUAUAUAUUUGUUAAUAUAUGUAUGAUCCAAUAGGUGACAUUCAGGUUAAAUUGUUACAUACUACAGACUUCAGAGUAUAUCAUAUAUAUGUAAACAUUACUCUGUUUCGAAGCAAAGGAACCAUUUUGUUC
Triticum dicoccoides is the source of this 2640-nucleotide messenger RNA. RefSeq names its product protein ENHANCED DISEASE RESISTANCE 2-like. Gene Ontology annotation, molecular function: lipid binding. The transcript is spliced from 22 exons. The coding region runs from base 23 to 2236 and encodes 737 amino acids. NCBI's taxonomy places the organism in Eukaryota, Viridiplantae, Streptophyta, Magnoliopsida, Poales, Poaceae. The record is from RefSeq and is a predicted model, not a curated record.